AUGGCAGCAAAAGAGCAGUGCAGAACUGAACACGAUAAUGAUCUGAUUGUUUGUCAUCGCUACCGGUUGCUACACAAAAUAUGCAGUGGAAUCGAUUUACUCAAUCAUGAUGAAGUCGCCAUGAAGCUGGAAAUGAAAGCUAAAAACAACGACAGAUAG
Molecule: messenger RNA, 159 nt
Organism: Loa loa (African eye worm)
Lineage: Eukaryota; Metazoa; Nematoda; Chromadorea; Rhabditida; Onchocercidae
Exons: 2
Coding region: 1-159 (52 amino acids)
Source: RefSeq, a predicted model, not a curated record